This is a messenger RNA of Gigantopelta aegis, 3660 nucleotides long. Its product is annotated as BTB/POZ domain-containing adapter for CUL3-mediated RhoA degradation protein 3-like. Bases 219 to 1076 code for a protein of 285 amino acids. Gene Ontology annotation, biological process: protein homooligomerization. The record is from RefSeq and is a predicted model, not a curated record. NCBI's taxonomy places the organism in Eukaryota, Metazoa, Mollusca, Gastropoda, Neomphalida, Peltospiridae. Gene Ontology annotation, molecular function: protein binding. The transcript has 5 exons.
CGUCAUCGAUGAAGUUCUUUUCGUGUUUAGUAGCUAAAUAUAGAUAUUUGCAUGCACUUUAACGACCUUCAUUAGUUGUUGGGUGUGUAUUUGUUGAAGAUUGUAACUACAUAAUAAUUAUGUGUUUGUAGGGCGAUACAAGAGUGCGGUUAAAAACAGGCAAUUAAGAAACGGUAGUUGGUAGAGGCUUGGCCUGCUGUGCAAUUACAAAAUCCAAGAUGUCUGGCGACUCCCACAAAACUGUCAUCAAGGGAAACACGUCAAAAUAUGUCAAAUUGAAUGUUGGAGGAUCACUUCAUUAUACGACCAUUGGCACGCUAACAAAACAUGACACCAUGCUCCGAGCAAUGUUUAGUGGUCGUAUGGAAGUCCUUACUGAUUCGGAAGGAUGGAUUCUCAUUGAUCGCUGUGGAAAGCAUUUUGGCACAAUUCUAAAUUUCUUACGAGAUGGAAGUAUUGCCUUGCCUGACAACCGGCGAGAACUGCUGGAGGUGUUACAAGAAGCAAAAUAUUACCUCGUAAAUGACUUGGUAAAGAUCAUUGAGAAUGCUCUGAAGAAACGAGAAGAAUUAGAACCACUUUGUAAAGUACCUCUGAUCACUUCAAACAAAGAAGAGCAAUUGCUUGUUGCUUCAACAUCCAAGCCGGUAGUAAAACUGAUCUGCAACAGACAUAAUAAUAAAUAUUCAUACACAAGUAACUCUGAUGAUAAUCUUCUGAAAAACUUGGAACUGUUUGACAAGUUAUCUCUUAGAUUUAAUGGCAGAGUGCUUUUCAUCAAAGAUGUGAUUGGUUCCAGUGAGAUUUGUUGUUGGGUGUUUUACGGACACCAGCAGAAGAUGGCAGAAGUAUGCUGCACGUCCAUUGUGUAUGGUACAGACAAGAAGCACACAAAGGUUGAAUUUCCUGAGGCAAGAAUAUAUGAAGAGACUUUAAAUGUGUUGCUGUAUGAGCAUCGUGACAAAGGACCAGACCUGGAACUUAUGCAGGCAACAAGAGGAUUUACCGUUGGUGUAAAUGGCUACCACAGUGAUGAUGAUGUUGAUGAUCGUGAUCACAGAUUAUGGCGGAAAUGAAGUGAUAACAGACAACCAGUAUUUUGAAGAUGCUCAAUCUUGCUAACACAGAAUAUAGUGUUGAGAAAAGAUAUCAUGUGACUAAGAUACACCAUUUGUGAUAUUAUAGACACCAUUGCUGAAUCACAUUUUUAUAUAUUUGAUUCACUAAUAACUAUUUCAUUUAAGACUUGCAUACCAAAAAUUAUAUUCAAGACGUACAAGUGAAAAUAAGUAUAUACUUUGGUGGACCAGUUUGUUGUUGUUAAUUCGUGGAAAUGACAUAAUGGACCUAUUUCUACAUAGCAUUUCUAACAACAGGUCAUACUAUUUUUGUUUUGUUAAUAACUCCGUGCAAUGCAGUCAGUUGUAAAGAUGGAAUAAACAUUUUAAUUUCAAUAUUGUAUAUUAUGUCCUGGGUCUUAUGUAAUUUCACUAAAAGAAAUUACAAGCCCAUUUUGUUUUGUAAUGUAUUUGUAAGUGCGUAAACAUGCUAAAAAGCUAUUAUGUAUUUUGAUGAUGCACUUCUUGUUUACAUUAGCAUGUACAUUUAGUUCUUCCCAACAGUUCACAAGAUGUGUACUGGCAUGGAAUCAACCAUCACCAUGUUGUUUCAACUAAUUACCACUACUAUUAUGCUAUAGCAAACCUUUCUCUUGUGUUCUUAAUAAUUGUGUAUUUAAUAAUAAUAGUGUUACUGAUAUUUGUUAUGUUAUACAAAUUAUAUCUUUAAUUAAUAUUAAAUUUAAAUUUAACUACUGUUUAUUAUUCAUAGUAAAUAUACACAUACUAGGAAUAUGUUUUGUAAAUUAUCAGCCUAAUGAGUUCCAUAAAAUACAUAUGGUACAAAUGUGAUUAUUAUUUACAAACUGUAUUUUACUAACAAACAUUAAAUAUGGUUGUAUUCACCAUACAUUUUAUAAGUCUUGGCAGUAUAUACACCAUGUGUGAUAGGUUAUAUGAUAAAUAUUUUGGGUGGUUUGUUUUGUAUGUGAAUGAAUGGAUGGGAGGAGUUAGUUGCUCUCAAUUCAAUUGUAUUAUAAAUAUUACUUUUGGUGUACAUGUAUUAUAAUUUUAAGUUGUCUGUUGGAAACAUGCUUAUUUAGGUAAAUGCAACCACAUUCGUGCAUGAAAAGAGUGUGUCUGCUUUUUAUGUUUGCUUUUGAUGACAUAAUUGUAAUGUAUUUGAAACAAUGUAUGAAAUAUAUAUAUAUAUGUGUGUGUGUGUGUGUGUGAAAUGAAAAAAAACCAAUUGACAAUAUUUAGUUUAAUGAUCAGUGGCACACUAGCAGUUGUGUUCAUGAACUAACAGCUGUUCUGUUUUAAUGUUUUAAUAUACAUGCAGCAUAUAUGAUUAAAUAGUACUUUAGAAAAUUGUAUUUGCCCAUUGGAAUGUGAUGUGGGUGGGUUGGAUGUACAUUGUUACUUGUAGCAUCUUCAGUAUUUUGACAGAUUUAAAAUUGAAUAUGUUAUAAGCUAUAUUAAGCAUAUUAAGUCACAAAGAUAAAAUGUUCUUGUGUUGUAAGCAAAGAUUCAAUAAGAGCAGUAGUUCAGCGGUAAGCCUGCUUGAAAGUUGGAGCAAUGAUCACCGACAUUGGCCCCAUUACAUGUUUUCUUUCACUCCAACCAGUGCUACUUAGAUAAUACUACAUGAGUGGCCAUUAAAUACCAUUUAUCUUACAAGGAGUAGUUUAAAAAUGUAUCUACCAAGUGAAAGUGAGCUGAAUAUGGUUUUUUAAAUGGGUUGUAAGAAACAUGAUAUCUAAUGGACUCAAACAGGGCUAGCUCUGGGUGAACAAAAAAAUUUGCCUAAUUGUUUAUUAAACUUCAAAAAUUGCAGAAAUCAACAGUUAUUUUCUAAAAAAAAUAGCAGUUAUUACAUGAAAUUAUUUCGCCAAAUUAAAAUAAAAUUCGUCAGUUGCUUUCAAAAUUCACAAUUGGCAAAUUUGGCAAGUGUCGGAGCUAGCCCUGUCAAGUGUAGUGUUCAAUUUCUUACCCAGGUUUAAAGAAAUGUUUAACAUUGUCUCCCACACCACAGAGCAAUCCAUUUCAGAUUAACUACCUUACAGAGCCAUCAAUGUAUGUCAUACUUCAUUGGAUUGUAUGACUGGCAUCUAGGUCAUCAUCAUGGAGCAGCCAACUGUGUGUGUAAACAAAACUGCUAAAUUAAAGGGGUGAGAAAUGUAUAUAAAAGAUGUCUCAAUUGCUGCCAUCAAACAAGACUGGCUGGCACUCGAGGUUUAGUAGUUAAACCAUGAGCCCCAAAGCUAGCAAGUAGUUUGUUUCCAUCCUAGAAUUGGCAUGGUGUAAAACAAGUUCACAGCUUUGUGGGAGGUGUAAGCCACUACACCAUUCAUCUUUUAGGGUGGAAGUGCACCCCCAAUAAGGGGUGCAAAAUAUAAUACCCCUAUUUAGAAAAUAAUAUUUUGCAAUUUUAUCUUUCUAAUUUACCUAUCCAGUUCACAGUUAUUUAUUAGUAUUUAAAAUCUGGGUGAUUUGUUUUCGUAAUAAUGACAAAAUUGUUUGCAAGUGUCAAUAAUGUUAAUAAAUUUUAUAAUCAAAUGGCAUAUGUAACUUUGUGGAAAAAAUAAACAUGUACAAGUGA